This is a messenger RNA of Callorhinus ursinus (northern fur seal), 756 nucleotides long. RefSeq names its product meiosis/spermiogenesis associated 1 (gene MEIG1). Gene Ontology annotation, cellular component: nucleus. The record is from RefSeq and is a predicted model, not a curated record. NCBI's taxonomy places the organism in Eukaryota, Metazoa, Chordata, Mammalia, Carnivora, Otariidae.
GCGACACUUGGCCUCUCGCUGCCCAGCCCACGGAUUCCUGAGUGGAGAACUCGAGCACCGCCGCGCUCUCCUGCGAGCUCCCGGGCGGGGUGCCUCGGCCUCUCCAGAUCGGCCAUUGAGGGAGCAGGGUCCCAGUGACCUCCUGAGUGAAUGAACUGCAGUGAUUGGAUGCCUCCAAGUAGUUAAGAUAUGGAAAGAGAGGAAACAUUGCUCCUCAGCAAGAAGAAUAAGAAGACAGUGAGAAGACUGACCUUACAUUCCCUUUUUAGGAAAAAAAAAAGUGGGGGAUGCAGUUUUGAAUAUAAUCAAAUGGAAUGGUGAAAUAUUUGGCAAUAAGACCUCUGUAGCCAUGGCUAGUUCUGAGGUGAAACCAAAAUCAAUAAGUCGUGCCAAAAAAUGGUCAGAAGAGAUAGAAAAUCUGUACAGAUUUCAGCAAGCAGGAUAUCGGGAUGAAAUUGAAUAUAAACAAGUGAAACAAGUUGCUAUGGUAGAUCGUUGGCCAGAGACGGGGUACGUGAAGAAACUCCAGAGAAGGGACAAUACUUUCUAUUACUACAACAAACAGAGGGAGUGUGAUGACAAGGAAGUCCACAAAGUAAAAAUUUAUGCUUACUAGCCUUUGUUCUUUGUGUUAUUUGUCAUUACUUAGAACUUCAUUGCUUCAUUCUACAUCAUGUAAAUGUCAUUUUACAAAAUAAUUCAAAACGCAGACUUCAGCUGAAUGCUAUGAAACACAAAAGCCAUGAAACCAUGAAA